AUGUUAGCUCUAGGGCAGAUGGAUGGCACUAGGCAGAGCGCUUUUCUCCUCAGCAGCCCCCCCUUGGCAGCUCUACAUAGCAUGGCUGAGAUGAAUACCCCUCUGUACCCAGCCUAUGCCCUCCCCAGCCAGCCCUGUUCCUCCUCCAUAUCUUCUUCAUCCUCACCUUCAUCCUCCUCCUCACCAUCUCCUCCUUUGGGGUCUCCAACUCAGGUGUCCCUGAAACAUUCCUCGUCCUCCUCUCCACCAGCUGCAGGAGGACUGUCCUCCCUGGGGACACCUCCACCCCAUAUCUCAGCGGCUACCCCCCAUGGAAUCAAUGACAUCCUGAGCCGACCGGUGAUGCACUGCCUGCCCUCCCUGACUGGGGCAGCCCUGACUCCCAGCACCUCGGUGUCCCCGGCCUCCACCUCCUCCCCAGCUGCUGGCCUCCUGGCAGGGCUUCCCCGCUUCAGCAGCCUCAGUCCCCCCCCACCUCCCCAUCCUGGACUCUACUUCAGCCCCAGUGCUGCUGUGGCCGUGGCCCGGUACCCCAAGCCUCUGGCGGAUCUUCAAGGCAGGACCCCCCUCUUCUGGCCUGGAGUGAUGCAGAGUUCUCCCUGGAGAGACGCCCGACUGGCCUGUGCUGCACACCAGGGCUCGGUGCUGCUGGACAAGGACGGGAAGAGGAAGCACACCCGGCCCACCUUCUCCGGGCAGCAGAUCUUUGCCUUGGAAAAGACCUUCGAGCAGACCAAGUACUUAGCGGGCCCGGAGAGGGCCAGGCUGGCAUAUUCCCUGGGCAUGACCGAGAGCCAGGUGAAGGUGUGGUUUCAGAACAGAAGGACAAAGUGGCGCAAGAAGCAUGCUGCAGAGAUGGCCACAGCAAAGAAGAAGCAGGACACCGAGACUGAGAGACUGAAAGGGGCUUCAGAUAACGAAGAUGAGGAUGAUGACUACAACAAACCGCUGGACCCUAACUCAGAUGAUGAGAAGAUCACCCAGCUCCUGAAGAAACACAAGUCUAACAGCUCAUUGCUUCACCAACAGUCUGAGAAUGACAGCUCUUCUUAG
This is a messenger RNA of Bufo bufo (common toad), 1053 nucleotides long. RefSeq names its product NK6 homeobox 1 (gene NKX6-1). Gene Ontology annotation, molecular function: RNA polymerase II cis-regulatory region sequence-specific DNA binding; DNA-binding transcription factor activity, RNA polymerase II-specific. Lineage: Eukaryota; Metazoa; Chordata; Amphibia; Anura; Bufonidae. Gene Ontology annotation, cellular component: nucleus. Gene Ontology annotation, biological process: cell differentiation; regulation of transcription by RNA polymerase II. The coding region runs from base 1 to 1053 and encodes 350 amino acids. The transcript has 3 exons. The record is from RefSeq and is a predicted model, not a curated record.